AUGAGCGAAACCUGGCUUAAAGAAAAUUCCGCGCUAUUAGAUUAUGUCGCGCUUUCUGGAUAUACCGCUAUUUUCAACAGUCGUGACACGAUUCGCGGCGGCGGAGUGGGUGCAUAUAUUAGUAAUUCUAUCAAUUUCAAGCGCAGGAAAGAUAUCGAAAAUCUAGAAACUGACUUUGAACAUUUGGGGUUCGAAUUCCCGGGGAGGAACAAAUAUAGUAAGGCCCUAAUUGGGGUGAUUUAUAGAUCUGAACGUAUGCUGAGUUGUAAUGAUUGGCUCGACCGCUUCGAGAGUUUAUUGGGUCAAGUGUCACUUGACUGGGAUGGUUUAUUGUAUCUUACUGGCGAUGUAAACAUCGACACGCUAAAUUCAUCUCAAGGCCUUUGA
Messenger RNA from Paramuricea clavata, 387 nucleotides. Lineage: Eukaryota; Metazoa; Cnidaria; Anthozoa; Malacalcyonacea; Plexauridae. The record is from the annotation of a GenBank genome assembly.